UCCCACCUCUCUCCAACCCUAAGCCAAACCCUCUCUCUUGCUCUCUAACACACACACGCACAUAUGCAAACACACGACGCGAUGGAGGUUUGUUCAACAGUCACGACUAAGAAGCUCUCGAGCUUGGCCAAGCUAAUCUCGUUCACCAUCCAGAAGGUUUCAGACGCCUCACGCCACAAACUCCUCACCACCCUCGACCCGCAGCUACUCGCGAAACGUGGCAAGAUCCUACGCAAAUCCCUAAACGACGCUGUUUCAACCUCCCACUCCCGUAUCACAUGCCGUCAAGACGUCCGGUCAUCCUACAUAUCCCCUGUCCCGAUCCAGCUGGACUACGAGUUCAGCUGCAGCAGCACACCACCGAGACGUUCCUACGCCACCACCCUCAGCAAAGGACGACGUAGCAACGGGUCUCAUCACAACAAACCGCUGAUAAACAAGCGCCAGCGCCAAGCGUAUAUCCGGUACAACACACUCCCCAAAGUUCGUGACUCCGUCUGGGACCGACACGUGUCGGCGGCCGUGUUUCCGGACGUAGCUAGCAGCACGGGUACGAUGGAAAGCUGCCACGUGGACAGAGCCGCGGAGGAGUUUAUACAGAGGUUCUAUAGACAGCUGAGGUUGCAGAAGUGGAUGAUGGCUCAGGAGGUUUAAAUUUGAUCUACGUCACUUUACAAAAUAUCAUGUCGAAAACAAAAACAAAAAAUCAAUAGUAAUAGGUAACUUUCGUAGUCUUGUUUUGACUUUCUAAUUUCUCCAUGGAGUAAUAGUAGUAUAUAUUUUCCUAGUUUUAUGCUUUUUAUAUCUACUUUUGUGUAAUCCAUGAUCGUGUUUCAGAUCUGCUUGGAUGAAUGUGUAUAGGAAAAUAAAUCUUCAAAUUAAAUAGCUUUCUUUUU
This is a messenger RNA of Capsella rubella, 896 nucleotides long. RefSeq lists its product as uncharacterized. The transcript has a single exon. The record is from RefSeq and is a predicted model, not a curated record. NCBI's taxonomy places the organism in Eukaryota, Viridiplantae, Streptophyta, Magnoliopsida, Brassicales, Brassicaceae. The coding region runs from base 64 to 654 and encodes 196 amino acids.